GGAAAAAGAACAAGACGACAAAUCAAAAAGGAUGCUUUAUAUAAAUCUGAACAUGCAUGCCCGAGGUCAUACGGUACAGUAACGUAGCAGCUACACACUGUUACAAUAAGAUAACUGUUAAAUCUAACAUUGCGAUACAACUAGCAAUAAUGGUGCAGCUGAUUUAGUGGUACAACUAUACAACUAACACACUUGUUAAAAAAAAAAAAUAAACGGAAAAGAAAACUCUUACUUGUCAAGGUACCCUACAGGUACAACUAAUAUACAGUUGCAGCUAAUUUAGUGGUACAAUUAAUGGAAUAACGCAAAUGACAUACCUUAACAUUGCAUAUAAUCCACUAAAAUAUUUUCACAAACUAAAAUAUACUCUGCUAUAACAAAUAACAUAAUGAUAUAAUGUAAGCAUGGAUGUUUCCCACGAGUCGUCAUAUAAUGUAGCCAGAAAUGGUAAUCAUUGUAUUGUCAUGUCCCGUUUUCUAUUUCUUUGAAGUCCAUCCCUUACCUCGAAUCAUUUGUCCUUACCCCAAGUUUGUUAAUGACACAUUCCUGAUUUAUUUCUCAUUAGGACAGCACGCGAUCGAAUUCUGCAAACAGUUUCCAACGUCUCUUCAAGACAUUAAUAUUAACAUCUCCCUAAUAUCUGGGAUUAAGGACAUCGUCGACGACUUCAAAGAGUUCUCUACGUGUCUGGAUGGCGCCAAACUUAGAAGUAUUUGGAUUUCCUAUUUGGGAGUAAACAAUGUCAGACGGAAGAUGCGAAUAGAUUUAAUAGACUCGUUAAACAGAUUAGUUCACGAUCAGCACUGUCUCAGGGUAAAAAAAAUAUAUACACGCUGUUGUUUAUCUUGGAGAUUUCACCAGGAUACAUGGACACCUCGGGAUAGACGGUAGAAUCGGAGAGAGCGUGUGUCCAUUUAGUUCAUGGUGGUUGUAAAGUUGGUGUUGAUGCUCUCUUACUGGGCUCUAGGCUCCAUACAUCCUGAAAUGAAAAUUUCAUUUAAAACAUGUUAAAUAAAUAUAUUAUCAUGUUUUAUAGGUCAAGUAUAUUUAUUUUUUAGAUGAGAUAAUAUAUUAAUGAUCAUUCAAUCCCUUUUUUUUUCUUUUUUUUUUCUUUUAAUUCAGUUUUAUUUUUUAUGACAUAUAAAUUGUUUUUAGUACUUUGUAACAUCUAUUCUAUUUCUGCCCAUGUUGUAGUGCAUUAUUAUAAAAACUCUUUUAUUACUUUAUUUUUAGAAAUUUCGUAUGCACAGGUCAUACUUUGACAUUGAGAGUGGUCUAAAAUGUCUACAACGUUUAGCCGAGGCCUCUGCAGCUACCAUCCAUGACCUAUCUCUAUAUGGCUUUUUUGAAAUUGGAAAGUCUAUAUUCCGAGAGGGACGAGUGUUAACAGAAAUGCAGGUCAUCGUCAAAUCACUAUAACACAGUGGUUCUUAACCUUGAUUCGAUUGAACCCCAGGGGUUCGGUGAGACAGUCUCAGGGGUUUGGUGGAGGUCUCAAAAAAAUCAGAAAAAAAAUAUUUUAUUUCUCCCCAAUAAGAAGAGUUCGGUGAAUGCGCAUUUGAAACUGGUGGGGUUCAGUACCUGCAACAAGAACAACUGCUAUAACAUCACUGUUCCCACGAUGUUUUCGUUUGUCUAUCAAUUACAGCCACAUAAAAACACAUCGUUAUCAUCAUGCUAUCUGAUUGCAUCUAGGUUUUCUUAAUAAAAUUUAAACGCGUUUAUCUUAUUUUUUUCGAUUAGUUAUCGUUACGCACUGGCUUCUAUUGUGGGAAAUUAAUCUCUUGUUUUAAGUUAUGGUUCGUUCACGCAGUGCACAACAAAGGACGAGACCAUAGAUAAAUACGAUAAUAAAGUUACGACACGCAAAAACAGUUGCCGAUUACAAUUAGUAAGAUUUAAUUCAGUAAUAAUACAAUUACAAAACAAUAGAAAUAAAAUAACAAAUAAUCAGCUUACAGAGUAUGUGAAAAUCUUAAACCGGUAUGUUAAAAUCUUGUACCAGUGCACUGUUGUUAGUACAAUUUGCCAAUUAAUAAUCAUGAAUGAUCAAUGCGAAUAAACACAUAAGAGCACACAAAGAAUAAUACAAUUUUCUCGUAAAGUUAAUAAUAUCUAUCUGAAUCUCUCUCUCCGUGUCUUUCAAUCCAUUUAUAUAUGCAGCGCAAGCACUACCUUCCAGAAACUACUCAGCAUUUGUUUACGUUUCUAGAACAAAUCGCGAUCAUUCGACAAGAGACUAGGAGACAUACUAACCAUAUUUAAUUGGUAGUCGAUAAUAAGCACGAUACAUCCAAGAGACAAGCCACGCCCAUAUAUGAAGUUAGCGUGUGCUAGGAAUCUAAUUUGGGUAAAGCAAAGUUCACGCAGGGGAAAAAAUGUCAUACGUAACAGUUAUCUUAUUAUUUUAGCGUUCUUUUCUUAUUGUAUCUAUUUAUCUUUUUAUUUGACAAGCGUACCACUGAUUGUAUUCUAAUAUCUUUUAAAGUAGAGUCCCAGAUCUCUCACUUGCAAAUUUAGCUAAUUUAAUUCUUGUCAGGCGCCAUACUUUUUUUUAAGUUAAGUGUGAUGGCCUGGCAAGUCUCUAACCAACCCCAUUUCAUCCCCAUACUCCAGCACAGGCUUUGGUCGAUGCAUUGAAUUUGUUUUAUAGUCUUGAUUUUUAACUUCCCGUCAAGAUAACGGUUUUGAUUAUAUUAUAAUAAUUUCAGAAGUUCACAGGCCUCUCUCGUAUUCAGUUGUAUUACGCUGAAAUGUCGGAAGAAUUGGUCAAAACCUGGGUCACGGGAUGUCCCAAUCUCUCGUUCAUUAAGUUCUUGGCUUUCGAAUACGCCCAUCCCGGUAUGUUUGUUUGUUGGUUGGUUGGUUAUUUAUGUUUUUUUUUUUUAAAUUUAAUAUUUAAAAAAAAAAUUUUUGUGCCAUUGAAAGUGUUUUAAUCUUGUAAAUGUAUGCACAAGCCAAACAUUUCUUCAUUUAUAAUAAUUUAAGUGUUGGUUCUAUAUAACGGGGUGGGGGGGUGGUUCUGUCUUCUCAUUUAGAAUCAGAUGCCUCCAGGUGAAUGGAUAACGUCAAAUUUGCCUUCUUUUUUAAAAAAGCUAUAAUUAUAAAGACGUUAACACGGUUUCUUUUGUGCCUGCAUAAAUAUACGCCAUCCUGUGCUUAGCUAACGUUUUGGUGUAAAUUAGCGUUCCGUAACUAAAUGUUGCAGGUUCUACGUGCACCAAAGCAAUCAAGUGUGUAUUUGUUCAAUUUUUACACAUAACUGACAAGGUCCUUUUGUGCCGUCCACUCAAUCAGCUCACGUAAUAACCUGCGAGACGUGGACGUCAUUGGUGAGCACCCACCCAAAUUUGUUGGUUGAGCUCCGAGCCUCAAUGUUCCAUGACGUCAAACGAUUGCUUGAGAUGUUAUCCCCGGCUAUUCCCUUGUUGAAUUUAUCCUGGUCCACAUACAAAGAAGCUGCAACGGAGAUUGAGGUUAGACGAGUCUUAAAAUGAUUGUCGGUGAGCUUUUGCCAUUUAUUUAUCUUUAAGUACAAGCUGCAAUUAUAUCGUACGCCUGCAACGGACACAAAACAAAAAAUAUCGUCAGUUUUAAGUUUCCCUUUGUACAAAGCUUGAUUUCAGUAACUGGUAACCUUUUUAAAAAGUGGUUUGUGUAUUUAAGGAAACAAAAAAUGAUAUACAAUCUUGAUUUUUUUUUUUUGAAACGCCGGUUUUGACUCGAUAUUUCAGUCCUAUGGGAUGUGUUGUACAACAAAAUAUAAUUAUUUUUUUUUUGAGGAAAAUACAUUUUUUGGUUUUUAAAGUAUCCGAAGCAUUCCGUAAAAAUUGUUUACUUUGAGACAUCUGGUUGCUUUAAACCCCAAAUAGGGCGCGAGCUCUAAAUCAAGAAGAAAAAAAAAAUUGAUCUUGAAAAACUGUUUGAUAAUAUAUAAAUAUAGAGACUAAAUCUUGCCGUUGCUAAAAUAUAGCUUCGCGAUGAAAACAUUUUUUUGCCAUAUUAUAGAAACAACUAUAUUUCUGUAUUAUUCCUGAGAAAUUUACUUUUGUUUAAAGGGGGGGGGGGGGGGGGGGGUGGGGGGAGGGUGGGGUUGGGUGGGAGUGAGAUUUAUGUAAUAUCAUCUUGGAAAUGUAUUACAUUUGCUGUGUUUACGCCGUCUGCCUAUUAUUUCAAUGCAUUUAAUGAUACAAUUUGUUCAUUUUAACUGUCCUCCGUUAAAGUUUUGAAUUCUUUAUAUGUUAACUUGAAUUUUUAAUUUUUUUAAUGAUUAUAGGGCCCACCUAAAUUAGUCAAUUUAUAACAGCUUAAAAAUCUGACUUUUUUUUAAAACUUGAACUCAUGUAAUUUCGGGCAAAGACGGGCAUAUCAGUAACAAUAUAUUUUUAUCCCCUAUAUUUAUCAUACAUAUUUACAUAACUUACCACCAAAGUAUAGAUCUAUAUUUAUUUUCUUUAGCUCACCAUAAUACUUCAUCGUGUUGCCCACUACCAUAGAACUAUAAAGCAUCUGUACCUGAGGCUUCUCGGUCCAUUUCCAAAUUUGAAUACAACUACAGUGCAGAACAUACUGUCUGAAUGCAAAAAUCUGUAAGUCUGUUUUGUAUUUGUAUGUGACAUUAGAGAUUAAUGGCUAUCAUCGUAAGCAAUAUCCCUCCCAUUUUAAGCACAAAUAGCCUCACUUAUCACACGAGUAUCCUAUAUCAUUAAGAUAGACGGACGAUGUGAAUUUGUACUAAGCAUCACUAGGGAUUCUCCUCUCCGUGGUUAGUGCUUGUCCUGGAUAAAGGGUUACAAUCUCUAUCAAAACGGGAUCCCUGGUCCAUCAUCCCUGAUACAUUUACGUCAAUUAAAACUUUAGUAUGAACCAAAUUAAUCUAUAAAAUAGUUUCGUUUAAUAUUUGGUAAACGUUUAUUUUUUUUUUAAUUAACGGAUGAAACAUGGUGUUAAGUUUAGUUAAUGGACUGAUGGUUUAUUCUUGGCUCAAGUUCUUGCUCAAUGUCCACUCUUAGCUCACAUAAAAAUUGCAAGGUAAUUAAUAUACAAUACAGUGACUGAUCCUUUUGAUGGUGAUAGCAAGAACCUGAAGUUGUUUAAUUUAGUUUGUGAUUGUGACACGUUGUGAGGUCUGAAAUCUUAAAUGCAGUUCAUAAACAAGUUUGUGAUUGUGACACCUAGUGAGAUCUUAAGUCUUAAACUGAAAUGCAACUAUAAACAAGUUUGUGAUUGUGACACCUAUAGAGAUCUGAAGUCUUAAAUGCAGUUUCUGAACAAGUUUGUGAUUGUGACACCUAGAGAGAUCUGAAGUCUUAAAUGCAGUUUCUGAACAAGUUUGUGAUUGUGACAACUAGUGAGAUCUGAAGUUUUAAAUGCAAUUUCUUUACAAGUUUGUGAUUGUGACAACUAGUGAGAUCUGAAGUCUUAAAUACAGUUUCUGAACGAGUUUGUGAUUGUGACAACUAGUGAGAUCUGAAGUCUUAAGUGCAGUUUCUGUACAAGUUUGUGAUUGUGACAACUAUUGAGAUCUGAAGUCUUAAAUACAGUUUCUGAACGAGUUUGUGAUUGUGACAACUAGUGAGAUCUGAAGUCUUAAAUGCAGUUUCUGAACAAGUUUGUGAUUGUGACAACUGGCGAGAUCUGAAGUCUUAAAUGCAGUUUCUGAACGAGUUUGUGAUUGUAACAACUAGUGAGAUCUGAAGUCUUAAAUGCAGUUUCUGAACAAGUUUGUGAUUGUGACAACUAGUGAGAUCUGAAGUCUUAAAUGCAAUUUGUGAACAAAUUUGUGAUUGUGACAACUAUUGAGAUCUGAAGUCUUAAAUACAGUUUCUGAACGAGUUUGUGAUUGUCACAACUAGUGAGAUCUGAAAUCUUAAGUGCAGUUUCUGAACAAGUUUGUGAUUGUGACAACUAUUGAGAUCUGAAGUCUUAAAUACAGUUUCUGAACGAGUUUGUGAUUGUGACAACUAGUGAGAUCUGAAGUCUUAAGUGUAUUUUCUGAACAAGUUUGUGAUUGUGAAAACUAGUGAGAUCUGAAGUCUUAAAUGCAAUUACUGAACAAGUUUGUGAUUGUGACAACUAUUGAGAUCUGAAGCCUUAAAUACAGUUUCUGAACGAGUUUGUGAUUGUGACAACUAGUGAGAUCUGAAGUCUUAAAUGCAGUUUCUGAACAAGUUUGUGAUUGUGAAAACUAGUGAGAUCUGAGGUCUUAAAUACAGUUUCUGAACGAGUUUGUGAUUGUGACAACUAUUGAGAUCUGAAGUCUUAAAUACAGUUUCUGAACGAGUUUAUGAUUGUGACAACUAGUGAGAUCUGAAGGCAAAGAUGUAGUUUAAGAGAGGGUUUUCGAUUGUGAAACCGAUGAUUUUUAUUGGUAACAAGUGGCUGUGUCAAUUUCCGAUGACGAAGUAUGUGGGUGUUUUUUUUUAUCGGCGACGGUGCAACAUGUUGUGAAACUAAUCCACAUCCGUCAACUGAACGCAAUUCUUCUGCUCAACUCUGAGGUUAUUCAAUGGUAAAACUUCUUUUAAUUGUUUUUUUCUAAAUAAACAAAAACACUUGACCUUUUUUCCGUGUAAUUUUUUUUUUCCUUUAAAAUAAGGAAGGUAAAACAAUGUUUUGAGAGCAGCUCCCAUUUAGGAAAUGUUACACUUGUGAUUCACAUUAUACUAUGAAUUACCGUAACUGCGAAUUAUUAUUUAGCCACGGAAACAAUAAUAGAUUAUGGGCCCUUGAGACAGCUUGAGCGUUAAAAUGACGUGAUGAUUUAUGCAAAAAAUUGUGUCGCAACCUCUCUCAUACUACCCUGAGCAUGUGCUUAUUCUUCUACAUGUUUCAUCAAGGCCCGACGGCCGGUCCACUCAUAGUUGCGUGAAAAUGUUUUUUAUUCCAAUGAGGUAUAAUAUUAUUGUGCAAAUAACAUAGUAAAUAACGCUUAUUGAUAUUAUUGUACAACUCAUAUGUUAUAGAGUUUAACUUCUUACUUACAUUUUUGACUUUGCUAAAUCUUUGUUUUAUUGUCUUAAAGACUGCAGUAACUGUGAAUGAACUUAUCCACUGAAAGACCCCGUCACUGGUUUCGUUGUGUUUUUUUUUUAAUCUUUCAGACUGCCGUUCCGCUGUUGGAAUGUCUUUCCAUAUUGCGGGGAGCAAAACCUAUGGCAACUGUAUCAACAGCACUUGGUGGUUUGAAGAAAACGACAACUAGCCUUGAAACAGUAGCCUUAAACAUGAAAAACUUCUCAUUCUAUGGUUGAUUUUGUCGAUUCAUAAAUGUAUCCUCGCCUACAAUGCCACAACAUCAAAAUGCUUAUUUUGUAGUUCUUUGUGUGUGUGUGUGUGUGUACAAAUAUGGCUUUAUAUACUUCUACAUAUUACAUUUGCCUGUAAAACUUAUUUCUUCACUGACGUCUAAUAAUAUACCCAAAAAAUUUUUUUAAAAUUUAGCACAGUUUAAAAAUCACUUCUACAAGUUUUGGAUAGAUCUUUGUUUUGCAU
This is a messenger RNA of Lymnaea stagnalis (great pond snail), 7494 nucleotides long. NCBI's taxonomy places the organism in Eukaryota, Metazoa, Mollusca, Gastropoda, Lymnaeidae. The record is from the annotation of a GenBank genome assembly.